AUGAAACUCCAUGGAGAGGUUAUGUUGAUGCUAAUUUAUUUGUUUUUAGCAAUUGAAAGUUAUUGGGUGGAUGGAGCAUCCUCCAAAGUGCCUUGUUAUUUCAUUUUUGGUGAUUCUUUGGUUGACAAUGGAAACAACAACAACAACAAAGGGGUUGCUAGAGCUGAUUACAAACCUUAUGGAAUUGAUUUUUCAAAGGAUAUGAUACCAACUGGAAGAUUUACCAAUGGUCGAAACAUGGCCGAUUUCAUCGCUGAGUUCCUGGGUUAUGACAAUUACAUCCCACCAUUUAAGAACACGAGAGGUUGGAACAUUCUCAAAGGAGUAAAUUAUGCAUCUGGAGCAGCAGGGAUUCGUGAUGAAACCGGAAUGGCACAGGGAGAAAGAUCAAGCUUCAACCAGCAAUUGGGACACCAUAAUGAAAUAAUUUCAAAAAUCAAUGAGUUAUUGGGAAACAAAAGCAAAGUUGAAAAUCAUCUUAAUAGUUGCUUAUACAUGGUUAAUAUUGGUGGGAAUGAUUAUCUUAAUAAUUAUUUUAUGCCGCUUUACUACAAAACAAGUGCCCAAUUUACUCCACAACAAUAUGCCAUUGCUCUAAACAAACAGCUCUCCAACCAAUUCAAGGCACUAUAUGAGAAUGGAGCUAGAAAAAUAGCAAUUUUUGGAUCAGGGUUGGUAGGAUGUACUCCAUAUGCAAUGGCUCACUUUGAUCACAAAGGAUCUCCAUGUGUUGACAAAAUCAACAAUGCCAUUCAACUUUUUAAUAUUGGCCUCAAGUCCCUUGUUAAUGAAUUUAAUACCAAUUUUGGUACUGCCAAGUUUAUCUUCAUUGAUGCCUUCAACAUUGCUCUUCAUGAUACUUCCAACCUAGGUCAAAUAAUUAAAGAUACUCCUUGUUGCGAAAUUCGAAGUGAUGGGCUGCAAUGUGCUCUUCUUGGCAAAGUUUGUGGUAAUAGAAGUGAAUAUGUGUUUUGGGAUGGAGUUCACCCAACUGAGAUUGGCAUGAGGACACUAGCCAGCAGAGCUUUCAAUGCCCAACAUCCUAAUGAUACUUACCCCUUUGAUAUUAACCAUUUAGCUCAACUAUAAUCAUGUAUAUAUAUAUAUA
Molecule: messenger RNA, 1108 nt
Organism: Benincasa hispida (wax gourd)
Lineage: Eukaryota; Viridiplantae; Streptophyta; Magnoliopsida; Cucurbitales; Cucurbitaceae
Product: GDSL esterase/lipase At1g29670-like
Molecular function (GO): hydrolase activity, acting on ester bonds
Source: RefSeq, a predicted model, not a curated record